AGAUCAACUGCUUCUUCUUUGACCACAUUUCAGCAAAAUGAAUAUUUUUCGAUUGGUUGCGGAUUUGAUGCACUUGGCGUCCAUCGGAAUCCUCCUGCUUAAAAUACAGAAAACUCGUUCUUGUGUCGGAAUCUCCUUCAAAACGCAGCUUCUAUAUGCUGUUGUCUUUUGUACUCGUUAUGUCGACCUGUUGACAUCCUUUAUUUCAUUGUACAACUCUCUCAUGAAGAUCUUUUUCAUAACCUCAUCAUUGUACAUCGUCUAUCUGAUCAAGUAUAAGUUCAGGGCCACACACGACCCUUCCAUUGACACCUUCAAAAUCGAGUUCUUGAUCGGUGGAGCUGCAGUACUGGGCAUCCUCUUUCCCUACAAAUGGAAUGUUACUGAGAUUUUAUGGGCAUUUUCCAUCUGGCUUGAAGCGGUUGCUAUCCUGCCUCAGCUUUUUAUGCUCCAGCGUACUGGUGAAGCAGAAACAAUUACUUCACAUUACUUGUUCGCUUUAGGCGCUUAUCGCGCUCUAUAUCUCCUUAAUUGGAUAUAUCGAUAUUAUACCGAAGGUCACGUCGACUGGAUUGUUUGGAUAGCUGGAAUAAUACAGACUGCUAUCUACUCUGACUUUGCUUAUGUCUAUGUGACAAGAGUCUUGCAAGGCAAGCGCUUUGAGCUUCCAAAGUAAGACCAUGGCAUAGACAGAUAAUAUCCAUCCAACCUCCGCUUCGCAAAACCGACGACCUUCAUUAAUAGUCUUAAUGUGUACAUAAAGGUUGCUAGAACCAUUUUUCAAACCUUUUUUCACCAGACCCCGAAGGCAUUAAAAAUAUGCACUUCAAAAUAAAAAAGAAUAAAACAGGACAAAAGCAAAACCGUGGUGUUAGUCACGUGCUCAGUGCAAAGCCAACAUUCGC
Messenger RNA from Umbelopsis ramanniana AG, 905 nucleotides. RefSeq lists its product as uncharacterized. The transcript is spliced from 4 exons. Lineage: Eukaryota; Fungi; Mucoromycota; Umbelopsidomycetes; Umbelopsidales; Umbelopsidaceae. Gene Ontology annotation, molecular function: ER lumen protein retrieval receptor activity. The record is from RefSeq and is a predicted model, not a curated record. The coding region runs from base 38 to 676 and encodes 212 amino acids. Gene Ontology annotation, biological process: endoplasmic reticulum to Golgi vesicle-mediated transport; protein retention in ER lumen. Gene Ontology annotation, cellular component: endoplasmic reticulum; membrane; cis-Golgi network.